Molecule: messenger RNA, 1401 nt
Organism: Mucor velutinosus
Lineage: Eukaryota; Fungi; Mucoromycota; Mucoromycetes; Mucorales; Mucoraceae
Gene: HOM2
Product: aspartate-semialdehyde dehydrogenase
Exons: 2
Coding region: 1-1401 (466 amino acids)
Source: RefSeq, a predicted model, not a curated record
AUGAAACUUGAUUCAAAAUUGCUAUUGUCGUUCAGCUUAACGGCAGGACACCUCAUACAGUCCAGUUUAGGCUUUUCCAUGUCUAUUAUGGGAAAAGCUGACGCCUGGCGCGGCAGUUUUUCAGUGAUUCAGUGGCAUGAUGGCGCAAGAAAUGUAAAUGUGAUGCUAGCAGUCCAAAACAAAGAUGGUACACUUUCUCCAGUUGGUCAAACAACGUUUAAUGUCGCUCCUUACGGAACCACUAUCAUCGACAUCAAUCGAGAUACGCCUGUUGGUCGAAAUUACUUUUACAUAGCUGAAGAUAUGAUUGAUCCUAGCAAUUACACAUCAGUAGGGCCCUUUGCUAUUUAUGAAGCUAAUGGCGAUACCCAUCCCACAAACUCUGUCGUUGCUAGUGCCACUGAGCGAUUUCUAACUGAUGUACGACCCACUGCUACUAGUUCUCAAUCCUCCACAGUGACUGGUAUCCGAAGUCAAUCCACCUAUACUCCAACCGGUGAUAGCUCCAAAAACGACAGCAAUAAUAUGAAUGAUAGGGCCCAAAACACCGUUAUUAGUGUGGUUCAAAUCGUUGGCAUUGCCAUUGGUUGCGUUGGUGCUGUUAUUCUUGGUGCUAUCGUUUAUGCGUGCUGCUUCAGACAGCGACCCAAAAGUCCACUUAAAGUGACAUACCCCAAUGGUCCUUACGGUCCAAACCAGCAGAUGGGCGCACCUGCUCCCAUAAUAACUCCUGUAGCAAAGAAGCAAUCCAUCAAAAAGCCAGUUGUAUCAAAAAUUGAUAGUGAUUCCACCGUCGUGAGCUCAAUAGCUUCACCUAAAACGCAAGAGAACACUACUAUCACUAUGAAUAAUGACUUAUCAUACACUCAUGAGAUGACACAUCAACCUCCUCUUCCAACUGCAAUGACACAUCAGCAAGCAUACCCUUAUUACGGCAACGAAAUGUAUUACGGAAACCAGCAAAUGGCAUACCCCAGCCAGGACACCAUGUCCAUCCCAACACACUUCUCACAUCCAGCAUCGCCCGCCUCAACCUCAUUUGCCUACAUGCAACAGCAGCAAAUGUAUCCUCCACAAAUGCAAACUGCUAACCACUGGAACUAUACAGCGUUUCCACCACCUACUUCAUUUGACUACAGCCCCAAGCCAGACACGAAUGAUAUGGAUAGCAAAACGGAACAGGUACUAAUGACAGCUGCCACUGCUACAAAAACAGAGCUUGCUGCUGCUACAAAAACAGAACAGGCAGAGCCUACCUUAGCACAGAAAUUUGAAACGUCAAGCGAGCAUGCAGAUGUUCAUCAAGUAGAGCUUCCAGACACUGCGAGUUUAUUCCAAAAACCAAAUGAUAACACGACUCCCAUUGUUCAGAAGCCCAAUACUCGCUCUUCUUUCCAAUAA